This is a messenger RNA of Aspergillus caelatus, 1027 nucleotides long. RefSeq names its product putative cell wall protein. Lineage: Eukaryota; Fungi; Ascomycota; Eurotiomycetes; Eurotiales; Aspergillaceae. The transcript is spliced from 2 exons. Bases 125 to 859 code for a protein of 244 amino acids. The record is from RefSeq and is a predicted model, not a curated record.
CUUCACUUCUAUCAAGCUUCCAAUCAUUGACUGAAUCCAUUCAUUCGAGAAGCAUUUUUUCUAUCCCGUGGCUAUUUGACAUUCCCUCCACCAAAGUGUUACAGUCACUACCAUCCUCGCAAAAAUGUACGACGCUAAGAGUAUUUCAGCCUUCCUGGUCCUGCUACUGGCUGCCGGACCUGCCUCAGUUGUUUCCGUGCCUGUUGCUGCGGACCAAAACAUUGUCGCGAGACAGGUCAACAGCGAGGCUGAGGCAGGAUCUAACUGGGAUAUCUCCAUCCCCGACGGACCCUCAUACAAGAGCGGCUCUCACGCAUUUUCCGACUACCAUGAAGGUCCUGGCAAAAACGGCGGCUCUAGCUCCUCAUCCGAAGCUGGUGCCAGCGAUAAUACGGUAGUUUCUAUUCCAGAUGGCCCCAGCGUUAACUUGGGAAGCUGGGCGCACUCUAGCUAUGAGCAGGCUGAGACUGAGCCUGAGCCCGAGCCUGAGCCUACCCCUACUCCUACUCCUACCCCUACUCCACAAGAGCCCCAGCCUUCCCCUCCACCUUCUUCAGUCCCAGUCCAGCCCAUUCUGCCUCCAUCACCAACUCCCUUUGUCCCCACCCCUCCACUGACCACCGCGCCUGCCCCUGAACCCCCUGCUCCAUCACCCCCCGCUCCUGCUCCUGCUCCUCCUGCUCCUGCUCCUCCUGCUCCUGCUCCUCCUGUCCCGGCUCCCCCGGCCCCUGUCGAGGAGCCUGAGCAGCCUGUUGAAGCGUGCCCAGCUCCCGAGCCUGAAACUCAGCCUGAGCCUCAACCUGAACCUCAGCCAGUGGUAGUGCCGGAGCCCGCCUACACAUGCAAAUGCGCAGCAUAAGGUCUUCCAGCUACGCCAGUCUCUUACUAUCUAAAAGACCAUACUGUCUAGAAGUACCUUACCCUUCUUUUUGUGAAAAUUGACCUGUCAAUUGCCUCUAGCCUCUUACGCUCCGACGAGUCUGUGGGGAGGAUGUAGUUGAUCCUAUAUAUUUAUUUUUCAUUUUCC